AUGGAUUCCGGUCCUAUCGAUACAUCAAAGGAUGGAAUCUCGACAGCAGAGGGAGGCAGGCCACUUCGAGAUACAAAAGCAAAGCAAGACCAGCAAGCGAAGCUCGAUAAAAAAAGGGAGCAAUUAGAAGAACUUAAAAAGGUCGAAGAGGGAGAUCUCUCACAUGCUCAAAAGAAGAAGAUUGCUAAGCUUGAAAAGGAGCUUGGUAUCGACGAGACUAGCAAGUCAGUGGAUCCCCAGAGUAAACCACAGUAUCCAGAAUCCACCCCGGGCGAUCGUGAGGGAGAGAAAAAUGAAGAGUGCCGUCAAACACCAGGGUUAUUCUGGCAGCCCGUCAACCCAGACCGCUCCAAACACAUCACCCGAAAUGGCUGA
Molecule: messenger RNA, 375 nt
Organism: Penicillium bovifimosum
Lineage: Eukaryota; Fungi; Ascomycota; Eurotiomycetes; Eurotiales; Aspergillaceae
Exons: 2
Coding region: 1-375 (124 amino acids)
Source: RefSeq, a predicted model, not a curated record